This is a messenger RNA of Vigna umbellata (rice bean), 807 nucleotides long. The record is from RefSeq and is a predicted model, not a curated record. NCBI's taxonomy places the organism in Eukaryota, Viridiplantae, Streptophyta, Magnoliopsida, Fabales, Fabaceae.
AUGUUUAAGAAUAAUAAUAACGGUAAUGGUAAUGAUAAUGAUAAUGAUAACGAUAACAGUAAUGGAAAUGAUAAUGACAACCGCAAUGGCAUGAUCAACGACAAUGGCAACUGUAACGACAACGACACCGACAACAAUAACUGUAACGACAACGGUAACGAUAACGGUAAUGAUAAUGGUAAUGGUAACAGGAAUGAGAACGUGAACAAUAACUGUAACAACAAUGGUAACAGGAACAAUAACAACAACGGUAAUGACGACGAUGACGUUGACAGUAACAGUGAUGGACAUGGUGACGAUGACAGUGAUGGUCAUGGUGACGGUCACAGUAACAAUAGCGGUAACGAUAGCUGUAAUUGUAACUGUAACGGUGACGGUGAAGGUGAUGGUGACGAUGAUAGUGACAGUGACGAUGACGGUGAUAGUGUUGGUGACGAUGACGGUGACUGUGCUGGUGACGAUGGAACCAACAUAACUGGUGAUAGUGGGAGCAACAAUGAUGGUGCGAUGGCGGUGACAGUAAUCGUGAUUGUGAUGGUGACAAUGAUGAUGACUCACGGUGACUGUGAAAGUGACGGUGAUGAACAUUGUGACGGUGACGGUCACAAUAACAGUAAUAGUCACUGUCAUUAUGACGGUCACGAUAAUAGUAAUGAUAACGAUAACAGUAAUGGUAACGGUAACGAUGUCUAUGACAAUGACGGUGAUGGUGAUGAGGACAAUAACAAUGACGGUGACAAUGCGAUGACGGUGACAAUGACGGUGAUAGUGACAGUGGCAGUGACGGUGACAGUGUGGUGGCAGUGA